AUGAGUGAGGGGCAUGAAUUAGAUGUUCCGUCUGCAAUUUAUGAAUCAGACGUUCGCCAUAGAAAUGCACGCCUACUAAUCGAAGAUUCCGAAGGGCCAAAAAUGCUCGAUCCUAUAAUCGGCUAUGCCCAGGAGUCACUUGUCCCGCUUGCUGACGCAUGCGCACCGUUGGCUUCCAUUAUUGACGAUAUAUCCGCUUAUGUUUCGAUUGCUCUUGAACGUACUCCGGAUGAUCCAGCUGAUGGUCUGACUCGCGACGAAGCAGCUUCCAUUCAUCUCUACACGAUGGAGUGGGCAGACGAAAGUAGAAGCCUCUAUUCGAUUCUCAAUCACACUCUCAAGUCAGCUGAUCGUGAAGACUUACGACCAUGGUUCAAAUACAUCAAAAUUUUUCUCACUGCCCUAGCCAAAAUACCAUGCGCGCCUAUCCAGACUGUUUGGUGUGGUGUGCGAAAAAAUAUUAGUGACAAAUUUCGGCUUGGGGAUCAAGUGACAUGGUGGACUUUCACAUCGGGUACAGCAACGCUCACGGUGUUAGAAAACGAUUUAUAUUUGGGGAAAACAGGCGAGAGAACCCUCUUUUCCAUCGAAGUCUUCAAUGGCAGGAAUAUACGCGCUCAUUCACAUUUUGACACGGAGGACGAAUUUCUGAUGCUGCCGGGAACAUACAUGGAAGUACAAUCACAAUUCAAUCCAGCGCCCGAUCUCCAUAUCGUUCAUUUGAAACAGAAGAUGCCGGAGGAAAUGCUACUUGAGCCUCCAUUCGAAGGCGGAUGUCUUUAUCCAAAAAAUGACACAUCCUCAAGACGUCGUUGGUAUAGGAAGAAGAGAUUUUUCGGUGCAAUUAGCUUAUUGACGGCUGCUGUGUGCCUCGUGGCAGUCAUUGUUGGCUCUGUUUCCGAACCAAAAUCUUCCCCCCGCAAGCCAGACGGAGAUAAAGAAAUGAAUAGUUAG
Molecule: messenger RNA, 954 nt
Organism: Didymodactylos carnosus
Lineage: Eukaryota; Metazoa; Rotifera; Eurotatoria; Philodinida; Philodinidae
Source: the annotation of a GenBank genome assembly